Molecule: messenger RNA, 195 nt
Organism: Brugia malayi
Lineage: Eukaryota; Metazoa; Nematoda; Chromadorea; Rhabditida; Onchocercidae
Source: the annotation of a RefSeq genome assembly
AAAAAAGAGCUUAUUUUUAUAGAAGUUAAAACAAGUCUGCUUGAAGAAGAUAUAUCAAUAUAUUAUCUUUAGUAUCGAUCUAUUGUAAAAUCCUCUAAAUUUCCUCUAAGUAAGAAUUUUAGUUUUUUAGAUUAUCCAAUCAGAUAUGAUUUAUGCUUCCUUUCCUUAAAAGAGGACUGCCUAUAAAAAAAUGCU